CCAUGGAGCUUCUUCAUCUUCUUCCACUUUCUUACGUAAUAACAUCCCAUGGUAACGCAUCUCUCCUAUCCUACAAUAAUUUCCCUAACAGUAGCAACCUGUUACUCCACAACCAUGGAGAUAUCCUCGCCAUGGCAACGUUUUUUAUUCUCCUCUCAAUAAAAAAAACUUCUGGAAUUUGACUCCUUCUUUUCUUCUCCACUACAUCUCUCCUGAAGUAGCAGCUCCUUGUGUUUUUAUUCAAAUUUUUUAAUAAUUUCCAUGACAACUUUAUAAAAAUAAAAAACCAUGACAACCAACGGAGAAAGCAAACCGGGGCCUAGUAACCCAACAAAUUAUCCCAUAGCAACGCAAAUGUUGGCGGAUAAAUACCUCUCAUACACAGAACAAAGACUUUAUAAUCCACAGCAACCGAAUUUUUUAACCUCGUUGCUUAGUAACCAACUUUUAUACCAUGGGAAUUUUACACCCACUUCGACGUUACAGCCAAUUAUGCGAAGUUCACGGCCGAAGAAGCAGUUCAUUUGUAAAUUUUGUCAGAGGCAGUUUACAAAGAGUUAUAAUUUGCUAAUUCACGAGAGGACGCAUACGGAUGAGAGGCCGUUCUCGUGCGAUAUUUGUGGGAAGGCCUUUAGGAGGCAGGACCAUUUAAGAGAUCAUCGCUACAUCCACAGCAAGGAAAAACCCUUUAAAUGCACGGAAUGCGGCAAGGGUUUCUGUCAAUCCCGAACCCUCGCGGUCCACAAAAUCCUCCACCUCGACGAGUCCCCCCACAAAUGCCCCGUCUGCGCACGCGCCUUCAACCAGCGCUCCAAUUUAAAAACCCACCUCCUGACCCACACCGACCUCAAACCUUAUGAAUGCACCACCUGCUCCAAAGUUUUUCGGAGAAAUUGCGAUUUACGAAGACACACCCUCACCCACUCUUUGUCCAUCGAAGAGGAUUUCCAUGACAACAAAGACGUUAAUAAAAAAACCAUGGAAACCAAGCCCAACAACGAGUCUGAUUCCGACUCUGACAUAGAAACCACCACCGGAGGCGUAGCAUCAGACUCCUCAGAAAUCGACGUGGACGUGGUUGGCCUUGGCAACAACGACCAGUUUCCACUGGGGGGGAAAUCCACCGGAGGGAAAUUGGGCUUCACCAUCGACGAGAUCAUGAGCAGGAAAUGAAUGUGUAAUUUUAUAAAAAUCCCUGUAAUUUAUUGUGCCAUAUGCUUUAAUUUAAUUUUUUUUGAUCUCUAAUUAAAUCGCCAUGGAAACAUUUUGUUAAUAAAAAUAUUUAUUUUAUAGCA
This is a messenger RNA of Folsomia candida, 1295 nucleotides long. Its product is annotated as protein sister of odd and bowel. Gene Ontology annotation, biological process: embryonic hindgut morphogenesis; embryonic pattern specification; regulation of transcription by RNA polymerase II. Gene Ontology annotation, cellular component: nucleus. Gene Ontology annotation, molecular function: DNA-binding transcription factor activity, RNA polymerase II-specific; RNA polymerase II transcription regulatory region sequence-specific DNA binding. The coding region runs from base 289 to 1173 and encodes 294 amino acids. The record is from RefSeq and is a predicted model, not a curated record. Lineage: Eukaryota; Metazoa; Arthropoda; Collembola; Entomobryomorpha; Isotomidae. The transcript has 2 exons.